Molecule: messenger RNA, 1811 nt
Organism: Onychostruthus taczanowskii (white-rumped snowfinch)
Lineage: Eukaryota; Metazoa; Chordata; Aves; Passeriformes; Passeridae
Gene: VWC2
Product: von Willebrand factor C domain containing 2
Exons: 4
Coding region: 154-1053 (299 amino acids)
Biological process (GO): negative regulation of BMP signaling pathway
Cellular component (GO): AMPA glutamate receptor complex
Molecular function (GO): protein binding
Source: RefSeq, a predicted model, not a curated record
CGCGCGGCCCCGCCAUGGGAGCCGGGCGCGGGGCGACGCUCGCCGGCCCGAGCCGCCGCCGGGGCUGAGCGCGGCGCCAGCGCAGGGACUGUGGCUUUAUGAAGCGCUUCCCUCCGAUGUGAAUGCAGUGUCCCCUGUGGGAUGCAGUAGGUGAUGCCCAGCUCUACUGCAAUGGCAAUUGGAGCUUUCUCUAGUUCUCUUCUCGUUACCUGCUGCCUCAUGGUUGCCCUCUGUAGCUCCACCGUUCCCGUACAAAAACUGGCCAAGGCUCAAGACAAACAGGAGAUAAAGGCGAGCCAGGAAAAGAGAGAUCACACGUCUACAAGGGACAGCCAGACAGGUCCAGGGAAAAUGAAUGAGAUCGGCAGGAGCGGGAGGGAGGAGGGUAGCAGGGACUGGAAGAGCAAAGGAAACAGGAACUACUCGAACAAGGAGUCUUGGACUAAGCAAAAGCAGGCUUGGAACAGCCAGGGGACAAGCAGUAAAUCUGGGAGCAUUCAAGUGCAAGAACAGAGGGAUGCUGCCCCUGAGGAACCUCAGGUGGCUGAAGACUCAUCUCUCCCAGCAUCUGUUGCGAGCGUCACUCCCGAGCCUCCGGAGGAGUACGCCUAUCCGGACUACCGUGGGAAAGGCUGCGUGGACGAGAGCGGCUUCGUCUAUGCCAUCGGGGAGAAGUUUGCGCCGGGCCCCUCUGCCUGCCCCUGCCUGUGCACUGAGGAGGGCCCGCUAUGUAUCCAGCCCGAGUGCCCCAGGCUCCACCCUCGCUGCAUCCAUGUGGACACCACGCAGUGCUGCCCGCAGUGCAAGGAGAGGAAGAACUACUGCGAGUUCCGAGGGAAAACCUACCAGACCCUGGAGGAGUUCAUGGUUUCUCCGUGUGAGAGGUGUCGCUGUGAAGGCAAUGGCGAAGUGCUGUGCACGGUGUCAGCCUGUCCCCAGACCGAGUGCGUGGAUCCCGUGUAUGAGCCUGACCAGUGCUGUCCCAUCUGCAAAAAUGGAGUGCUGGUCACUGGGAAGGAUUGGAGGACAUUUGUGGUACACACGGAUCUCUGAAGAGCUUGCAAGCUGGGUCUGGUGCAGACUCAUGUUUGAGUCAGUUUCAGAUGUUCCAGAAAUGCUUAAUCACAGACUUGGCCACCAUGUGUCUUACCUUGAUCCAUUUCAAAGGCUCAUCCAAUUGUUCUCCCCAAGAGAACAAUUGUUUCUCCCCAAGAAAAUGUUUUUUCUAAUACAAAAAAGUCUCUCUGCAUGAGACAUUUCCUGCUGUGCCAGGCUGUGUGUCUGUGCCACACUCCCUGCACCAGUUAGGCAUGGCUGCACCUAGUAGGUUUAUCUCCCUCAGGCUGGACACAGCUUUGCUUCAUUUCCAUUUGCAAAGGUGUUGGCUAUAUGCUGAAACAUUAGUCUUGCCUUCAACAGAAAAUGCUUAAAUUCUUGCCCCUCAUUGAUGACCAUCUAGUUAACUACUUGACAGCAAAGUACCGCUGGUCUGCACUGUCAGCAAGGCCCUGCCAGUACAAGUCAUUCAAGCUCAUACUUCCAAGCCCAUGGAGCUCACCUUGUGUAUAACAGCCAUGGAUCUGGCUCAUUUUUCACAUGCUGUGAACACCACUAAACAUAUUCAUAGAAACCUUUGCUUUGCCACAGAGUUUCCUCAUGACCUUGAAAAAAAGAAUUUAGAACUUUCUUAUGUUUAAAAUUAUGAGAAUUAAAAUCUCUCUUGCCUCAUCUGUUUUAUUUUUUUCUUGCUUGAAUGUGAAUUACAGCAGAAUAAGUUUUAUUAUACAGUAGUGCAUUGUAUCAUGAUUAAG